Molecule: messenger RNA, 9262 nt
Organism: Hylaeus volcanicus
Lineage: Eukaryota; Metazoa; Arthropoda; Insecta; Hymenoptera; Colletidae
Gene: enok
Product: histone acetyltransferase KAT6B-like
Exons: 6
Coding region: 1191-8465 (2424 amino acids)
Biological process (GO): nucleosome assembly; regulation of DNA-templated transcription
Cellular component (GO): MOZ/MORF histone acetyltransferase complex; nucleosome
Molecular function (GO): histone acetyltransferase activity; DNA binding
Source: RefSeq, a predicted model, not a curated record
ACAAGAAAGAACAGAUUGAUACAUUAACAAUUCGUUACAAUAAUUUCUUAUUUAGUAAUAGAUUAUUAAUCGGUAUCUUAAAUUAUGCAAUUACGUCAUCUAAAGGAGACAUUCUUGUAAUCGUUUAAUUUAUGCAGGACUUAAAAAAUCAAUACAAUCAGUUGCGGCGUGGCCAUUGCAUCGAAUACAUACUUACAAGUAUUGUAAAAGGUAAGAGCACUGGUUGAAAUAAUGUUAGUCGAAAAACAGUUAUCGCGAUCGUGUGGCACGCCUGCGUCAUUCGCUACGUAAAUGCAGAAUAUACAUAGAGUAGGAUAGAGAUGUAGCGAUAAAGACAUACGUGGACGAGACACGUCGGGGUAAGGGCGGCCCUUAAAAAAAUCAAUAAUCUCAUUACGAAAUUGCACACAGCAUGGUGUGCGUGUAUUUCGCCUGUACCGUGGCAGAAGUGACGGCGUGCCCCUCGCGAUCAGGAUCGUAGACAAACACCGCUGAUCCUUUCAAAGUUAUUUUUAAAUAUAUUUUAUUAGGAACAAUAAAAAUAUUUAAUAAAUAAUUAGGUACGAAAUAUAACGUAUACGUAUACACACGAUCAACAGUUUUGAGAUAUUUAUUUUCAAAAAAUCUCCUUUAUCAUAUAUUUAAUAAAAAUGCGAAUCUUUUAUAAAUAAAUGAAUGUUCUUAUUCAGGUGACGUUAGGUGUGCUGUUUUAAAUGGUGAUACGUUUUAAUCUCGUACCGUUUUGUAUCAGACUCUUGUAAAUUUCAAUGCUUUACGUUUAAGAAAACAAUGUAAUAACUACGAGUAAUUUUUUUAGGGUCAACCUUGCGCGUUUAACUAGCAAAUGUUAUGAAAAAACAAUUAGUACGGGGAGAAACGCAGUUAAAUCCGCAACAUCUGGCAAUUGUAUCGAGAGAGUGGGUGGUUCGAAGCGACGAAGGAGUGACAAGAGGGUCAGCGUAAGAAACGCGUGUGGCUAACCCGGACGAGGAGGCGACGGAACGAGUCUCCGCGAAGGUCCCAGCAGGCCGAAGCGAAGCAGUCGCAGGAUGUGAAUGACGUGGCCGUGACACGACCGACCCGGAGGCGCUCGAGCGUUGUCCACCGGGUGUGUAUAACCUGGCCAGGUACGUGGUGGUCGCCACCGCCGCCGCCGCCGCCCUCGUUGGCAGACGGCCGACGGAGACGAGAUGGACGAGCCGGAGUCCGCGGAAACGUGGUCGGCCUGGUUCCUGGACGCGAUCCGUAAGAUCCGCAGCCAGAAACAGAGGCCCAGCGUCGAGCGGAUAUGCCACGCGAUCCGCCAGCACCACAACUUCCACGAGGAGGAGAUCGCCGAGCACCUGGAGGUCGCCGUGAAACGCGGCGACGUGCUCAAGAUCUUCAACAAGGGACAAUCCUCGUACAAGGACCCGGGUGGCUUGCAGUCCAAGCCGCUCAAAGUCGGCAAAGCCUCCGAUCUUAGCAAGGUGCUCGGCAAGGCCGUCAGAGAGCUAGGCGAGAGAGAGGGCUCGACCCUGAAGACCAUCGAGAAGUACAUCAGGCAGAGUCACACGGUCGAGGAAGAAGCCGAGGGCGACCUGAGGACUGCGCUGAAACUCUCCGCGAAAAGGGCGGCUGAUCGAGGUCUCGUGAUCCAGGAUGGCAGGCUCUUCCGGCAACCGGACAGGCCACCCUAUUUCAAGAAGCUUGGGGACACCUCUUACGUCCCGCCACCGGACCCACCUAUCCCCAAGCUGCCAGCCCCUCUACCGAUAUGCAGGGAGUGUCUCGGUGCAACGAUAGCUGGGAACAACAACAACACGAAGCGCACCGCCUUGGAGAAGCUCAGCAGGUGUAGCGUGUGCGGUGCAGCGCUGCACAACUCGUGCGCUCCGCCGGAGCUCUCGGUCCUCGUGGACAGGGGUAUAACGUGGUCUUGCGACGAUUGCUCGCCGACGUGCGCCGGGUGCGAGUUGGAACGCGAGUCUCAGAACUAUCUGGUGAAGUGCGCCGGGUGCGUAAAGUGUUACCAUCCCACCUGCUUGGAUCCCGCGCUCGACAAAAAGAACAAAGCACCCUGGAGGUGUCGACACUGUCAAACGGCGCACACACCGGUCGCCAAGGACGACGGGAAAAAGAACAAGACGCAGGACGCGGGCUCUCUCGACGAUACGCCGGCCAGCGCGAGGAAGAGACAUAGCAAGUUACGCGAAAAUAGAAAAUCGGCGGUAUCCAGAAAGAGCUUGACGAUUGCAACUCCGGGCAAGAAAAGCAGCACAGGAGCACAGGUGGACAGCAGCUCGGACGGUAAUGCGGGUGUUGUCUCCCCUCGUCAACCACCUUUAAUUUCCUCUCCUUUACCACAACCCCCCGCCCCACUCGCAGGCCAGGGUAGGCUACUCGAAGAAAAGAACGACCGGAUCUCCAAAGAGAAGCAAAAGUUCUUUAGGCUGAGCGCAUUUAACGCGGAGCACAAUAAGCUGAAGCGGGUGGGGGGCGGUGAUAAGUCUAAAUCCUCGCAGAACGUUAGUCCUAGGUUGACUCGGGGUAACGCGAACCAGAAGAAGUCGCCCGUGCCUGGUAAAAGGGUGCCGUUAGUGUCUAGCAGCAGCAGUAGUAGCAGCAGCAGCGACGCCACCGAUACCGAUUCUUCCGACGCCAGCGACUCUAGCGACGAUGACGACGAGGAGGAGGGUAACAGCUCGAGCGACUCCAGCGACUCGUCCUCCUCGGAGGACGGUCAGGAGGGACGCGUAGUCGAGUCACCAAAACCAAGGGUUCCGUUCUCUUGCGAUCUCAGCGAGGACAAGCCUUGGGGUUUUGCCGCGGCCGCUGCUAAGCUCAACGUGGAAUCGCCGUUUUUUAGUAACAUUAACAAUACCUUCGGUGCUCCGUUGCCUAAGCUCGACGUAGGUGGCACGCCGACGUUCGGUUUGCACAUACAACCGGCCGCGAACGCUAUUUCGGACGGCAAGAAGAAGCAAAAGAACGAACGCGCCGGUAGUAUUACACCAGGCGGUUUCGCCAACAUGGACAACAAAGUCAAACCCGGUGCUGGCCAAUUGAAAGGCUUGUUCGACGGUUUGAGCCAUUUUUUUUCAGUACCUACCAAUAGCAGAGCGAGAUCUGGCGCACCCGCGCCUAAUUACGCUCCCGAUAGAAGAAAACGGCCUAACGCGGACGACGCGAGCAAACCGAGCAAACCGAGCAAGCUCCCGAGAGUCGUACAGAGCAACAAAAUGGACAAGUCGCCCGUAACCGGUAAAUCGAAAGAGAAGAAGAAAACGGAGUCGCAGGACGAUGGGCCUAGGGUACCCAGACCUGGGAUCUUCACGCCUUCCGACGAGAGUUUAUUCGUCGGCUCGUUGAACGAGAAAUUACCAAAAAUGACACCGUCGAACCUGGUGAAAACCGCGGUGAACAGUAAAAGGCACGAACACGAGAGGAGAAAACUGAUGAAGGACGACUCGUCGUUGGUCAAGUGCGCCGCGACGGACGCGUUGUCGCCGUCGUCCACGAGGCACGAUCACCUUUCGCGAAAGAGAAACACGCUCCCGGAAGCGAAUCAGACACGCCACCCUGUGCCCGCUGUUUCGAAGUCCGGCCUGUGUUCCGAUUCCGUGAAAUCAAAUCCUAGCCUAAAAUCCAAUCCACGAGCCUGUACUAGCGCCACCACCACCAACACCACCACGACACCCCGCGCGACACCCUGCUCCACCAGGAAGGAGGAAGAACCGAUUUUGCCUCAGCACUUGCCACCGGGGGUCACGCAAAAGGAUGUCGAUCUGUUUAAAGACGCUCGGGACAAAGCGGCACGGUUGACGGUCAGCAACGGAGACGACGUGGAGGCCGUGUCCGCGAGUCCUGGGCACAAUGGCUCGAGCACUGGCCCGAGAAACCCCGCGGCCAUUGUCUUUGGCCGAUACGAAGUGGAAACGUGGUAUUCCAGUCCGUUCCCACAAGAGUACGCAAGAUUACCAAAACUAUUCUUCUGUGAAUUUUGUCUCAAAUACACGAAGAGUCGGGCAGUGCUCGACAGACACAUGGACAAGUGCCAGUGGAGGCAUCCACCGGCCACUGAAAUAUAUAGGUGUAAUGGACUAUCUGUUUUCGAGAUUGACGGCAACGUGAACAAGAUUUACUGUCAAAACUUGUGUCUGUUAGCGAAAUUGUUUUUGGACCACAAGACUUUGUACUACGACGUGGAACCGUUUUUGUUUUAUGCGGUGACUAAGAACGACAAGUACGGUUGCCAUUUGGUCGGUUACUUUAGCAAAGAGAAGCAUUGUCCGGCGCAGAGAUACAAUGUGUCGUGUAUCAUGACUCUGCCGCAGUAUCAGAGGCAAGGGUUCGGAAGGUUUCUCAUAGAGUUUAGUUACCUUUUAUCCAAGGUUGAGGGAAUUCCCGGUACGCCGGAGAAGCCUCUCUCCGACCUUGGUCGCGUGUCGUAUCACUCGUUUUGGAAAAGCGUCGUGCUCGAGUAUCUCGAUGCACACAGAGACUUCACGGAGAUUAAACUGGGAGACAUAACUAAGGAGACUGGCGUGUCCGCUCACGACAUCGCGACCGCCAUGCAGCUGUUGGGAUUCAUCAGAUCGGUCCAUUUACCCGGUGAAGGGAACUCUAAAGUGGCUGUGGUAGUCGAUUGGAGCAAGGUAGACGCCCAUAUGGCGAAAGUGCGAAAGAGUUCCCGUAUCAAAUUGGAUCCCGAUUGUCUACGAUGGAUCCCUCUGCUUACGCAGAUUCCAAAUCCAUAUCAAAGUCCGGAGGAAAGCGCUGAUACCAGUUCGGAGUCUUCUCCCAUAGCGGAACUCAAGCAACCGCCUACGAUCGUCGAGAAGAUUCAGAAAGUGAAGAUCAAAAAGAAACCCAGAGGAAGAAGAUUGGGGCAGAGGAGGUCGUCGCCGUCGAAACAGAAGACUUCGCAGAAGUCUGUUGUACAAAAGGAUGUUUCCAACGAGAUGAAAGACGCGAAAGAAACGAAGGAGUCGAAAGCGAUGAAAGAUGGGAAAGAGACGAGAGAGGCGAAAGAAAUAAAAGAAGCGAAAGAGGCGAGGGAAACCAAGGAGUCGGAAAAAGAGGCGCGGGCUGCUGCUACUGAAUCCACCAAAGAGCCGAUGGAAGUCGAAGUGAAGAACGUUCCGACGACGCCAAGGAAUUCUCGGUCCGUGACCACGUCAAAAAACGCGAAUUCAGUGAAAGUAACUCCUGCGUCGGCGAUAAUGACGACGUCGAGGCGAAGGAUCAGAACGCCGAAGGCUGCUGCGGCAGAGUCAGUGGUAACUCCUUUACGAAAACGUAAACAUUCCGAAAAGACUGAAGUUGAGGAAAAGGAGGAGAAGACGGAAGUUAGUUCGAGGAAGAGGACUCGCGAGUCGUUGAGGGAAAAGGAGAAGGAAAAGGAUAAGGAAAAACCGAAGGAAAAGGAGAGAACGAAAGAUAAGGACUCCUUGAAGGACAAGGAUAACGUCGCUGAAGUGGAGAAGGCGUCGCCUAAGGUAACGUCGAAUUCUUCGUCGGCGGUGCACAAACCGGCGAAGAAACAGUGCAAAGUGGACGACAUCUUGCUGAAGGUGACUAGUCGUCAGACCAAAUAUUUGCAAGCGAAACAAGCGAAGGAGAAGAAGACGACGGCGGCGACAGAAGAUGGCCAGUGCAACGGAAAAGAGGAAACAAAGGACGUUAAGACUUCGCCCAUGUCGAGGCGAGGAAGAGCGAAAGCUGAGAAGGAAACUUUGAAGAUGCCUCAGCUGAAACCUGAGAGCCCGACGAAAGGUAGAACCGUUAGUCCUGUGAUACCUCCUCCAUCCUUGUCUCCGUUACCCGACACGGAGAAGACCGACGAUUCUCCAGAACGCAAGCUAUCGCCUGUUCCGGAGUUACCCUCUGCCUCGAAGGAGGAUAACGCCGAAACGAGCAAGAGCGACAGCGUGGAAAACAGCGAACCACCCGUUCCGCCUGAAACGGAAACGGCGUCCGCGAGUCCGGGCGAGUACGAGGGCGGGGACGAAGACGAAGGAGAGGAGGAAGUACCUGCACCGAGACCAAAAUCCGUGGCACAGUGUCCGAGCAUCCCUGAAAGCAAUCCUACCGAGGUAACCGAGAAGACGACGGAGGACACGCAAGAGAAAGAACCGGAGGCAGAGAUCGAGAAGCCCCUCCCGCAGAAGGUAGAGUCGGAACCGCAGAUCGUGGAGGAACCGAGCGAACCUUCGAAGGAAUGUGAUAAAGAUUCAGAGACUGAAAAACCGAUUUGUAGCCCCGAAACGUUGAAAUUGGUACCUGAAGUUUCUUCACCUAAGGAGGAAGAAAGUGAGAAGUUAGAAGCCAUUACUCAGGAAGAAGAUAAUAGCCCUAAGGAAGAGACGAUCUCCGAGAGGUUAACGCUCAAAGAUUGCAAGGAGGAGUUGACACGGCCAAAGAUAGAGACUUCUCCCGCGACUCCCACGGAAAAGAAAGAGCCGUCUGUUAUCUCGAAUAUCGCGUCGCCGGAAACCGAGCCGCUCACGCCACAGGAGAAAACCGUACCUAUUAUAGAGCAGCAGGAAACCAUGCAUCUUCAAACUCAACCGGAGGAGAUGAAGCAAAAUUCGCCAGAGAGCGGUAAAACGACGCCUCACUUGGAAAAUCCCGGUUCUGUGAAACGGACACCACCCUCGCAGCCAGACUUACCGUCUAUGGGGGUUUACACGCCCGACUCGACCACGAAUUCGGUGCACUCGUUGCAUUACGGUCAGUGCGACUUGGACGUCAGUCAACUGGGUCUGGAGUCUCCUACCUCGAUAGCUAGCGACCUCGCGUCUCAAAACAGCGUCGAGAGGCCACCCAGCGCAGUGCCAUCGAUGCCAUCUACGGUUACCGCUCCGAUUUCCGUUCCCAUGCAGAUACCAACACCUGCUUCUUCCGUGCCUGUAAAUAUAUCACCGCAAGUUCAAUACGCUGACUGUUCGAUGCCUCAGCAUACCCCACCAGCGCACGUCAGCAUUCAUCCGAUGCAUCAGCCUCACACGCCGCAGCCUCUUCAGCAGCCCAGGACACCGCAGUCGCACACGCCUCAAAGCAUACCGACGCAGAGCCCCCAGCCGCUUCCUCAGAGCCACACGCCGCAACCGAUGCCUCAGUCUCACACGCCGCAGCCUAUUCCUCAAUCUCACACGCCUCAGCCGAUCCCUCAGUCUCACACGCCGCAGAGUAUACCGACGCAGAGUCCCCAACCUUUGCCUCAGUCUCACACACCGCAACCGAUACAAUUGUCGUUGGGUCAACAAACGCAGAGCCAAAGUAUGGCGCACAGUCAGUCCCAACCACAGCAGCAACAGCAGCAGCAGCAGCAACAACAACCACCGCAUCCGCAGCAACAACAGCAACAGUCGCAAACGCAAUCUCAUAGCAAUAAGAGAGCCAGCGGUUCACAGACCACCCACAGGUCGAGGUCAGCCCAACAGAGUAGCAGAUCUCAUCGAACCACACCUCCCACGCCGCAUACCCAAACCUCUUCUCAACACACGACUUCUCACACGAGUCACACGACGGUGGCGCACACAACCCACGUCCCGCCGCAGUACCAACAGUCCUCGUCGAUGAGCGUACCGCCAGUACCGCAUCCGCACUCUCAUACGCACGCAGCUCAUUCGCACAACAUGGCCGUUAUCUCCCAAGGGAACUACAUGGCCGUCGCCUCGCAGACUUUCCCCACACAGAACACGUACGUGAUACAGCAUAGGAGCAGCAGAUCUGGCGCUCCAACGCCCUGCACUACGGCAACCAACUUUUACAUACAGACUAGCGCCAUGCCUCCGCAUUCGCACACGCCGGCGCCUUCCCUGUCGGCCUCUGGAAAUCAUCAGACCACCAACUCUUGCAGCCUAGCGAAAUUGCAACAAUUGACGAACGGUUUGGAUAUGAUACCGCCUACUCCGCCGCCAGCGAUGAAUCUGACGCCACCGCCGCCAAUUCCGCACACCAUGACGCCGCCGCAAACGUCGAGACAGUUGCCCACUCCGCCUCAAGUACCUCUCGGUUACGCGAAGAACUAUUACAACGUCAAUACUGUACCACCGCCAGGGACACCUGGACCGCCUAGUAGAUCGACCUCGAGGUCGUCUGCGAAUGCGAACAUGGCGUCGCUCACUCAACCGUAUCCCAGCGAGAGCCUGUACAGGCAAACCCUCGAUCCUGGAAGUACCUGUCCCCAGAUGCAGAGCGCCGCCAGCAGAGUCAGUCCAAACGUGGCGUUGAACACGAAUCUCAUGGCCCAGUACGGCUACCGAGUGGCACAACCCGCCACUGGCUAUAUGAAUCAAGCAGCGCAACUCGGCGGCUUCAUGAACCAGGCCAGCCAGCUCCCAGUGGGAGUUGUGAACGUACCUACGUAUCCCCAGGAUCCUCAUCAGCAGAAUCCAGCGGCGGUGUACACAACGUAUCACGGUUACAUUAACGGAGGCCUUAUGCAGCCCCUGAACAGUUCGAUGAGGCCACGCUAGCCCCACUGAUCUGAACGCACAGUCUCCCCUAACCAGCAACGACGAAACCGCGUGAGAAAUACGGGGACUCUUCGUGGCUCGUCGACCUAGCAACGAUCACACUAUCACGAUCACGUCGGACAAGUUAACGCUCUCUUCGAUACGAUCUCCAACAACGCAAAGGGUAACUCCGAGUGACCGUCGUUGCUAUAGUCGCGACAAGAUCAACCAAACUGUCGAGAGUUGUCGAUAGAACCUACUACUUCCAUUCUGUACAGUCCGCUCUGUCUCGUUUUUUCUUCAUUGAAAUCUCUAGGCACGCGGUGCUUUGAUUUUGUCCCGACCAUAGCACUCGUUACUCCCUUGCAUUUACUCCCACGCUCGUCCAUCUUUCGAACUAUUACGGUAGACUGAUCUUUCUAUCCAAACGAAUCGCGUAUGUAUCAAUUUACAGGCACGUUACUCCGCCGUCGAGUCUGAACCACGGUUUUUCUGCCUAGCCGCACUCUAUCAAAACGUAUUCGACGCAUUGUUUUAUUUUUCUUUUUUUUUUUUUUCCUUUGAUAGUAAUAGUUAUCCCGGAGACUCGAACGCACUUCAGACCACGCGUGAUCGAUAGAUGUGCUUGUGCGUUCCAAUAACCGAAGAGUUCGUAUUAAAAGGAUUCUUAACUUGUCGAUAUAUGUAUAUGCAUGGGAUACAAUCGCGGUAUCGAAUAGUGAAUUGCGAAGCAUGGGUUCGUAACUUGUGCAUUUAUGAAACUAAUAUGUACCUUGAGCGUUGAUCUGUCGAUCGAUCAAGGUGAAAAGAUAUAUAUA